AUGCCUGGAUCUAAUGGUGUUAUAAUUAUAGACCGCAAGGAACGACCACCCCUCGACGAAUCCUUGUACGAUCUCGAAAACGACCCCGAGGCCUUGGACUUCUUUAAAUCCCAAACUGGGAUCCAGGAUAAUGGAGAACUGAGGAAACACAUUCUGAACGUUCAAGGGAGGGCUUACGACGUGCACGGGUAUCCUUGCAUCCGCAAUUUCUCGUUCUUGAAACUAAAGAUAUCGAGAUUACCCGCAUAUCCGGCGGUAUUGGAUUUAUUGAAACAGAGACAAGAUCCUAUCUUAUUGGAUCUUGGGUGUUGCUUCGGAAACGACCUUCGUAAAGCCGUGGCAGACGGAUGGCCGGUUCAGGGUGCCAUUGGUAGUGACCUCCGACAAGAUUUCUGGGAGUCUGGUCAUGAACUCUUCCGAACUACACCCAACACCUUCCCAGCAAGGUUUCUAGAUGGAGACAUAUUCGAUCCUGGUUUCAUAAAUCCUCCUCCUCCCAUCCCCCUUACCUGCUCUCCCCCAGGCCCUCUCCCACGUCUCACAGACGUUGAAUCUCUAACACCUCUCCAAGGCCACAUAUCUGCCAUUCACACCUCUUCCUUCUUCCAUCUCUUCUCCGAGGAGUUGCAAUCUCAAGCCGCCCGUCUCGUUGGCUCCCUCCUCUCCCCUUUACAAAACUCCAUCAUCUUUGGAUGCCACGUUGGAAGAACCGACAAAGGGUUCAGAGAGGAAAGCAUGGAUGGGAGGCUUCAGAAAAUGUUCUGUCAUUCUCCGGAAUCAUGGAAAGAGGUAUGGGAUGGCGGAGUCUUCAAGAAGGGCACUGUGCAGGUUGAGGCCAGGUUGAGGCCGACAGAGGUACCCAUGCCUCAAGGAUUGGAGGUGUUGAUGAUGAUGGAUUGGUCUGUUGUACGUCUGUAA
This is a messenger RNA of Coprinopsis cinerea okayama7#130, 918 nucleotides long. RefSeq lists its product as hypothetical. NCBI's taxonomy places the organism in Eukaryota, Fungi, Basidiomycota, Agaricomycetes, Agaricales, Psathyrellaceae. The record is from RefSeq and is a predicted model, not a curated record. The transcript has 4 exons. The coding region runs from base 1 to 918 and encodes 305 amino acids.